UGUGUAGAAGAUUUUUUAUUUUUUUAAAAAAAAUUUUUUUAUUUUUUUCAAACUUGCCUUUUUCCCUGUGCUGUCACAAAAAGCACAAAAGUGAAGUUUUAACCCUCCAUUUUAAACACACACCAACAUCCUCACAAACAUACAUAGAACAUAUUUUUCUUCAAAGUCCUUUGUUGCUUGGCUGCUUAGAGAUCUGGCCAUGCAUGAGCAAGAGAAAGCUUGUUGGUGAUUUAUAUCAGCACCACAGUGUGACGGAGUGGGGGAAAAUAGAAGAGUAUUUGAAGGCCUCUGUCAAUAUAACUCAUCGAGUGAGUGUUCCUUCAGGCCCACAGGACGAGCUGGUUGGAAGUGGGUUGAAAAGGGUGGACCCACUGAACCCAAACAGGAGGUAUCUGAGGGCCUAAUGGUGAAGUUAAGAAGUCAUUCAAGAAGAAAACUUGCCAGCCCUUAAAGAAAAUAGUGUCAUCAAGCAAUCUUCAAUUUCCUGGAAUUCAUUUUGUACCAAAGCUCAGUCGUGAUGUCCAACCAAGGAAAUGAUUGUUACUUUUACUACUACUCUACGUGCACUAAGGGUGACAGCUGUCCAUUUCGUCACUGCUCUGCUGCAUUGGGCAGUGAGACCGUAUGUACCUUGUGGCAAGAAGAACGUUGCUUCAGAAAGGUUUGCAAGUUUCGGCACAUGGAGAUAGAAAAAAAGCGAAGUGAGAUCCCUUGCUAUUGGGAGAAGCAGUCUGCUGGUUGUCAGAAGGUGAACUGUGCUUUUCACCAUGAGAAGCCUCGUAUUAUUAAUGGACAGUUUCUUCCUGCAAGUAAAGCACAUCUCAAAAAAGAAGUAGAAGAGGAAGAGCAGCAACCCCCCCAAACUGCAGUUCAGUCAUCUGCAUCUGCAAAUCCUCCAAAUCCCCAGCUGCGUGGGGUAAUGAAAGCUGAGAAUUCCGAGAAUGUUCCUAGCCCUACUCAUCCCCCAGUUGUCAUUAACCCUGUGGAUGAUGAUGAGGAUGAUGAUGAUCAGUUUUCUGAGGAGGGAGAAGAAGGAAAAACUGGAGUGGAAAGUUCAGAUGACCCACCAAAUUCGCUGCAGUUUAUUUCAGCAAGGUCAAUUGGAAAUUCAAAACAAGAUAGCACCUUCAAUUUCGGUAUUAAAACACUUGAAGAAUUAAGACUCAAAAAGGCAGUGACACAGAGCCAAAAGAAAACUGGUGACGGAUUGGAUUCUUUGAAUUCUGGUCAUGAAAAACAUCAGGCAGCCAUGGAGAAAGCAAAUUUGAGGACUGUGUGCCUGAGUUCUUCAUUUACCAAGGAAGUAGAAGGUAUUCUGCCAGUGAAAUGCACCAUUGCACAAAGGUUAAGCAAGAGAAAAGCUGAAAUUGAUGGGGAUGGUGUGGUAAUCAAAAAAGUUUUUCCAGCUGAAACGGAGAUAGUCCCAAAACGUAGUCUCAUGGAGAGACUAGGCCGGAAGCUGGAACCUCUUGAAGAUGGCACAGUUUCUAAAAAAGGUCCAAGUUCAAGGUCUAUCAAAGAUCGACUUGGUAUACCAGCUUAUGAGAGAACAACUGAAACAGAUAAUGGCAGUCCAGCAAAAACAAAAGGUGAUAUACAUGUGAAAACAUUGGAGGAAAUCCUCUUGGAGAAAGCCACAAAAUCAUUGGGUAGUGGGAGCCGAAACAGAUUUGCUCAGGCCUCAUCCGGAGUUGAUGAAAUUCUUGGGCGGAAAACCCAAAAUUCUUCAAAUAAUAACAGAGUGAAAACUUUUUCAGAAAUGCUUCAUGCCAAGAAACACCGCAAAGAACACAGUAAGAUUGUUGGAAGUUCCCAAGCUGAGUUGAUGGCCUCAAAUAGUGAGAGUGAGAGUGAAAGCUCUUCUCCCCAAACUGAAUUUAUUGAAAAAGGCUCUUUAUGUACUGAGGAGGUUCGAAUAAAGACACUAGAAGAGAUCCGCAAGGAGAAAGCAGCUCGCUUGCAGGCAUCCACUGUGGGUGGAAAUGCAGAAAAAAUUGUAACUCGCGAAGAUCAGAAAACUCAACCCAUUAUCAAGAGGCGAAUACUAAGAAUUGGCAAGACUAUAGUACCUAUGAAAAGCGGGAAGAAUGUACAACAAUGUGAAAACAUGACUUCUGGGCAAAUUACAGAACCUGUAUCCAGUAUAUAUGAGAAUGUGUCAUCUUCAGUUGACAAAGUACAGGUCAAAAGCUUUGAGGAAAUAAUGAGAGAGAAACGACUACGGAAAUCUCAGGAAAUCUCUGGGAGGGAGGAAACUACACCAGGAAAAAAGGAUAUUGUUCCACUGUCAUGUGUCCAAAGGUGUGAAAUGCAGGAAGCUGAGACUACUCCAAUCCCUGUCAUGAAGAGUGAUGCACUUUUAUCUGCCACCAACACUGCAAAUGAUACAGUCUCUGGCCCCAUAAAGAGACGGAGACUUGAUCCUGUGCUUCUUAAGCAGAACCAGAAAACCAAAGAUCCUUUGGAGGUACCCCACGUCAACCUAAAAAAGCUCUCCUCAAGCAAGAACCCUGAAAGUCCUGAAUUGCAACUUGCUUCUGUGCAGAACAGAGAGAAGUCUAAUCUCGCCAGUUUAGAAAUCGACAACGGCACCAGCAAGGAUCAAGACACACCUCAACGUAUUACACAGAUGGAAAUGCUUAAAGCAGUAGCAUCAGAGUGUAAACCAAAAGUGAGGCCAAAACUGAAUGUGAAGCCAUCAGUAAUGAAUCCUCCUCCAGUGAGACUUAGUCAAAAACGCAAAUCUCUUGAGAGCCAGCCUUCUGCCAUUGCUGCUGUCAAGCCUCUUAACAGUGCUGCCUCUUCCAUGGAAAAUAAAGGAUCUUCUAGCUGCAUAGUGCAGGCAUCAGGAUCUUCUGUUUCAUCUGAAGAUCAUCAAAUCAUGGUUAUAAAAGCACAGCUGGGUGAACCUCAACAGAAAAUAUCUCCUUUACAGAUUGCUCAUACAGAAACAGUGAAAAUUGCAUCCAAAGAGCCAGGGGUUCCAGAAAGCCCCUGUUCUCAGAAGUCAGCAUCCCAGAUGAAAACCCGCAGGCAAAGCUCUGCCUCUUCCCGGGUUUCUGUUGGGGCAGGGGGUCCUGUAGAUGACUUUGAAGAGUUCAUUAAGGAGUUCUCUGAUGACCCUCUAGAGGAUGAAAUUGAGCUAGACGCAGCAGAGGGAGAGGAUGAUCUACUUCUAGAGCUUUCCAAGAUCAUAAACAGUUAGUGACAGAAGCUGCCACUUGGACACCCCACUACCCCCACUUCUGAAACAAAUGUGCAUCCUUACUCCCAUAAUUCAUCCAGAAUGGGAUUUAUCCAUUUUUUUCAACAAUUGAGGUGCUACAACUGCACAACUGACUAGUGACAGUUCAUUUGAGAAGUCCUAUGUUAAGUAUACAUACAUUGAAAUAAAAAAUUCUCAGUUUUUUAAUGAGAAUGUAUAUAUUUGCACUGCCUUAAUUGUUUUAGGCUUUUAAAAUUAAUCAUCUUUUGACACUGCUCCAUGAAGCCUUGGCUUACAAUUUUAGCAUCAUGUAUUUUGAAUUUGUAAACAUUUACCAAUUAAAUGUUGUAACAUUAGUAUUUUAUGUUCCCAAAGGGAAUGAUAUUUCAGAUGCUGCAGUGGGAUAAUCUUGGUAUGGCACCAGACUUUUUGAUACAUAAAAUAAGCCUACUGCUUUUUUUUUUUUUUUUUGGGAUUGAGGGAUAAAAAAAAAAAUCGGGUGUCCCUUUUUUUUUUUUAAGACAAUCUUGGGAGAAUGGUGUAAGGGGUGGAGAUGUUGUGAGUCAAUUUUUUUUCCACCAGUGUAUGAUUUCUCACCCCAUUUAGGAAUACUGUUACAUCUUCCAUAUAAAUGCAUAUAAAAUUUGGGUAGGUCUUUGAAGUAAGGGAGUUGUGUUUUGGAGAUGUUUUUCCAAACUCAGUCAUUUAGCACAUUACUCUCCAGUGAGUGAAAUAAUUCAUUUGUUUGUUAUUGUGGUUUGUUAUUAACCAUGUCAUUUUCAUUUUUUUUCUGAUUUAGACCUGAUUUUAUUUGUUACACUACGUUUGUUUAUGCAUUUACUGUUUUAAAAAGAGGCAUUUCAGUCUCUCUGGUAUAGUAAUGACAUUAAACAAACUUAGCAUUAUAGGUAGCUCAUUUUAUGGACCAAUCCCUUUUUAGUAUGAGGCUUAAUUACUAGCCUUUUGUUGAAGUACAAUGCUUGAGUUACAUUAGUCACUUUUUUUUUGGGGUCAUGUAAAACAUGCUGUGAUAGUUUUGUUUCAUAUGGUCCCUGUUGAAUAUUAUUAACUGUAACAUGCAUUGAAGUUACAAAUUGUAAAAUUGUGUGUGUGUAUGUGUAUGUACACACUUUUGUAUAAAUGUUUUUUUAGAAACAUGUCUUAUUAGUAAACUAUAUCAAAUCUAAAGCUUCUCAGGGAAUCCACCUGCAAAAUCUAAUAGAAAGAGAAGGUGAAAGUUAGAAAUGCUUUACAGAAUCAUUUUGUGUGCAGCUAAUUAAGGAAAUACAAAGUAAUAUCUUGAAGAGCUAUACACACAUUUUUGUCAGGGAAGCUGAAACAGACCUUAUACUAAGCCAGGGUUUAAGCUCUUAAUUCUUUCCUUAAGAUUUCAGAAGUCUGAGACAACCUGAAUUAUUGUAACGUGUGCAUAUGGAUUGUUUUGGUUUUCUUGUACAUUUCCACGCAGCUUCUGUUUUAUUGUGCAUUCUGAAUCAUAUAUAAAUAAAACUAUUUUUUUAAAGCUAAAA
Erpetoichthys calabaricus (reedfish) is the source of this 4734-nucleotide messenger RNA. It is a transcript of the gene zc3h11a, whose product is annotated as zinc finger CCCH-type containing 11A. NCBI's taxonomy places the organism in Eukaryota, Metazoa, Chordata, Cladistia, Polypteriformes, Polypteridae. The transcript has 16 exons. Bases 518 to 3205 code for a protein of 895 amino acids. The record is from RefSeq and is a predicted model, not a curated record. Gene Ontology annotation, molecular function: metal ion binding.